Gasterosteus aculeatus aculeatus (three-spined stickleback) is the source of this 4067-nucleotide messenger RNA. RefSeq names its product multiple C2 and transmembrane domain-containing protein 2. NCBI's taxonomy places the organism in Eukaryota, Metazoa, Chordata, Actinopteri, Perciformes, Gasterosteidae. Gene Ontology annotation, cellular component: synaptic vesicle membrane. Gene Ontology annotation, molecular function: calcium ion binding. The record is from RefSeq and is a predicted model, not a curated record. Gene Ontology annotation, biological process: regulation of neurotransmitter secretion.
GAGCACAGACGGCAUGCGUUGCUGCCUGGAACACCUUCAUUCGACCCGAUAGUCAAGAUGCUUGAGCUGCCUCUCAGGAGAGGUUCUGUCGCUCUGGUUGGCGGCUGAUUCGCUGUGUGUGCCUUUUGUAUUGGAAAAGGUUGACUCGACAGUUAUCGGUCAAGAUGGAUGUCAAAAAAAAGAACUUCUUGGAGAACUUUCGUCUGCCUAAGCUCAACCUGAAGAAGAGGGCCAAGCAGGGCAGGAAGCCGGGCAAGAAGCUGGCCUAUCGGCGCAGCAUUUCUGUACCCGACCUCAGCCUGGUGCCCGUUGACGCGCUCCCCUCGGACGGCACCGCGUGGCCCUCUCCUUCCGAAGGCGUCUCCCUCGGCCCCUCCACCGGUCAGAGCGAUUCUGACUCCGUGGCGAGCGGCUCGAUCGCCGAUGGAAAGCUUUACACGGACAGACUGAACGAUUCCUUCUCGGACAGUCGACUCAAAGUCCCCUCCGGUCACAGGGAUGGCUUGAAGCGAGUCAGUGCACCGGUGGGAUCGCACUGUUACGAGGAAAUCGAUGGUAUGAUGGGUCCACGCCCGCAGAGGACUGAGACUGAAGAUCUGUAUGCACAAGUAGAUCCCCAAAAAAAACUGCCGAGGUUUGUUUUUGACCCAAUUCCUGCUCCAAGAUCUGCUUAUCCCAAAGCGAUGUCCCCAAGAUCAGACAUCGCAGACAGACGCAGCGUCUCCGGCGAAGACGCCCCAGGGGACAGAGUGGGUCCAGGUGCCGUUGCUGCGGUACUGGCGAGAGCGAGCUCAAUGGGGGAACAAAUAAAACCGUACACGGAAAAGAGGGGCACGUCGUUUGAGUAUAAAAAGUCCUACUCUGAGAAGGGAACCCCGCCGGCCAUCAGGCUGAACGCGCCUUCCAGGUCUGUGGCGCCGGAGACCUUUGGUCCUCCUGCGGAAAACGCAGACGGCAACUCUUGGGACUCGGACUGUGGCAGCGCCACCGAGGAGCGGGUCAACCUGUCCUGUAACACGGACUCGGAGGGCCGGGAGAUCUCCUGGCGCUCCGCGAUGCGAGACUUUACGAGCGAAGCGGCUCUGCUGAAUCAGGCUGAGGAGGCAGAGGAGGCCCAGGAGGAAACGGCGGAGAUGUCCAGUGAAACGUGUGACGUCUUUGAUGAAAACCAAGAUCUUCUGGAAAACCCUGCUUUCACAACCGGGCCUGACGUCCAGACCCCCGAUCCGACGCAGAGAUACCUCCUGAACAUCAACCUGAAUCAGGGAAAGAACCUGGUCAUCAGAGGCAAGCGCUCCGGUAACAGUGAUCCUUACGUGAAGUUCAAACUUGAAGGAAAACAGUUCUAUAAAAGCAAAGUGAUUUAUAAAACCUUGAAUCCACGAUGGAACGAGUCCUUCUCCCAUCCUCUUCGAGACAGAGAGCAUGCCGUGGACGUUCGGGUCUACAAUAAAAACCGGACCGCUGAUGAGUUCAUGGGUUCCAGCAGUAUCAUUCUGAACAAUCUUGAAUUAUACAAGACCUAUGAAAUGGAGCUGCAGCUCGACAAUCCGAAAAGUAAAGAGGAUCACAUGGGAGUUAUCGUGGUUGACAUCUGCCUAAUGUACAGAGAUGCCACCAUCAAGAGAAGCCCUAGAUGGCCACCAAAGAAGAACAAGGCCUUAUCAUCCUCGCGAUCGGCUGAGAUGCAGAAAAACUCGACGAAGAACCAGAUGUGGACCGGGGUGCUCGAGAUUACCUUGGUAGAGGGACAGGACCUGCCCCAGUACGGCCAAGGGGACAUUUACGUCCGCUUCCGCCUCGGCGAUCAGAAGUACAAGAGCAAGAACAUGUGCAUUCAGGACAAUCCACAGUGGAGGGAGCAGUUUCACUUCAACCAUUUUGGAGAUAACCUGGAACCUCUGCAGGUGGAGGUGUACUCCAAGAGGGGGAGGAAGUGUGAGGAAUCGUGGGGGAUGGUUGAGGUCGACCUAUUGAGACUUCCACUUAAUGAGAUGCAGCUCUUCACUAAAGUGCUGGACCCUGGAAAGGGCAAGCUGGUGUUUCUGGUCACCCGGAGACCCUGCUGGGGAGUCUCCAUCUCUGACAUUGAAACAGCUGCCUUGGAAAAACCUGAUGAGAAACAAGCCAUAUUGGAGAGAUUUAGCUUAAAGAACUCACACAAGUGUGUGGGAGAGGUUGGCUUCCUUCAGGUCAAAGUUGUAAAGGCAAAUGAUAUUCCUGCCACAGAUCUCAAUGGAAAAAGCAACCCUUUCUGUGUCGUGGAGCUCGCUAACAGCAAACUUCAAUCUCACACGAUCUACAAGACCCUCAAUCCGGAGUGGAACAAAGCCUUCACAUUCCCGAUAAAGGACAUUCAUGAUGUGAUAGAGUUGACUCUUCUUGAUGAAAACGGAGACAAAGCCCCAAACUUUUUAGGAAAAGUGGCAAUUCCGUUACUGGCUGUAAAGAAUGGGAAGCAGGUAUGCUUGUCCUUGAAGAAAGAAAACUUGGGGGCUUCCUCAAAAGGAACCAUCACACUGGUGCUGGACGUGAUCUUUAACAAAGUCAGAGCUGGUAUCAGAACCUUCCAACCAAAGGAGUCCACAUUAGUGGAGGAAAACCAGAAGUUCUCCAAAAAGGUUCUUGCCAGGAAUAUAUCCCGGGUUCGAAAUAUCAGCACGGCGGUUCUGUACACGUUACAGUACAUUAAAAGCUGUUUCCAAUGGGAGAGCAGGCAACGGAGUCUAAUAGCCUUUCUGAUCUUCCUUGUGACGGUGUGGCACUGGGAGCUCUUCAUGCUGCCUCUGUUCCUGCUUCUGCUCAUUGGUUGGCACUACUUCCAGCUCACUGCGGGGAAGACCAGUUCCAACCAGGACCUGGUGAACAUGAGCAUGGGUGACGACGAAGACGAAGACGAGAAGGAACCGGGGAAAAAGGGUUUGAUGGAUAAGAUAUAUAUGGUGCAGGAAGUAGUGCUGGUUGUCCAGAACGUUUUGGAGGAAAUUGCAAACAUCGGAGAGCGGAUCAAGAACAUCUUCAACUGGUCAGUCCCUUUUUUGUCGUGCCUCUGCUGCUUGGUGCUGUUUGUGGCAACUGCGCUGCUGUAUUUCAUCCCACUGCGAUACAUUGUGCUGAUAUGGGGCGUUAACAAAUUUACCAAGAAGCUGCGCAACCCAUACGCUAUCGACAAUAAUGAAAUCCUGGAUUUCCUCAAGAGGGUGCCUUCUGAUGUUCAAAAGGUGCAGCGCAGCGCUCUCAGGGCGCCCGCCAGCCAAAGCCAGCCGCGGAGGAGAAAGUAAGCGUCGGUGGAUGAAAGGCUGGUCUCCUUUUUUUUUUUUUUUUUUUUUUGGAAUACUCCACCACGCAGUCCACCUGACAACAAUGCUCCGCUGCCAGCAUGGCCCCAUGACCCGCCCCAUCCUCGCUCUCGGCCCCCCUGCUGCUGAGGGGCGGCCAGCCGCUCUGUGGCCUGUGUGUUUGCGCUCCCCCCCCCCCCUGACAGAGGCUGUGAACUGCAGCAGCAAGGAGGGCAGCACAUGGCGCUGUCAAUCACAAGCCUGGAGGUAAAGAAAAGACAGCGCUCGCCGCAAGACUCAGCCUUCAUCUUUGGAUAUCACUUAGAAAAGGAAUGGAAAUCGUCGGGUCUGGCUUACCUUAACUUCCAGUUUUAUUUUUUUACUUUCAGAUGUCCAGUUAAGUUAAUACAGGCUCAGCCAUUUAUGGAAAUCAAAUCACGGAAAUAGUUUUAUCUUCAGUCAAGUAUUUUUAUUAUUAAAGAUCAAAAGGUCAUAUAUAUCGCAAUAGAUUCUUAAGUUAUAACCAAAAAAAUUGGUUGGUUGGUUUUCUUGCACAUUUAAUAUAAUAGGACAGAGUUCUGAGUGCUAUUCCUUUUGUGCUAUGGAUUUAAAGUGUAUAUAAUAUAAUUCGGUCAGCAUUGCUAUAAAUAUAUAUUUAUGUACUGCAUUUGUUUGGGUUUUUUUUCCACCUGACUCAUGUUACUGUAUUAAUUCAGACUCAGUAUCUUGUCUGCUUCAUCAAAUGGAGAAUUUGCAGGAAUCCUGAAUAAAGAAUCUGGAUCAGUUUGA